Lasiodiplodia theobromae is the source of this 1620-nucleotide messenger RNA. RefSeq names its product Para-nitrobenzyl esterase. The record is from RefSeq and is a predicted model, not a curated record. Bases 1 to 1620 code for a protein of 539 amino acids. The transcript is spliced from 3 exons. NCBI's taxonomy places the organism in Eukaryota, Fungi, Ascomycota, Dothideomycetes, Botryosphaeriales, Botryosphaeriaceae.
AUGUUCACCACCCGCACCGCCCUAAGCGGCCUUGCCGCAAUGGCGGCCCUCGGCGCGAACGCCUCGCCCCUCCUCCACAUGGACCGCCGCGCCGUCAACGCCACUGGCACCAACUCCACCGCCGCGCCCCCCGUCGUCACCCUCUCCAACGGCCUCGAGCUGCACGGCAAGAUCAACACCACCCGCUCCCCUUCCGUCGCGCAGUACCUGGGCAUCCCUUACGCGGCGCCGCCGACGGGCGACCGCCGGUUCGCGCCGCCGGAGCCGUGGGCGUCGCUGGUGGACAAGACGGUCGUCGACGCGUCGCAGACGCCCAAGAGCUGCUGGCAGUACGUCAGCGUCACCCCGGGCAUCCUGCGCACCGACGCGCCCGAGUUCAUGAUCGGCGACGCCGGCAUGAGCGAGGACUGUCUGACCGUCAGCGUGUGGGCGCCCGAGGCGAAUGUGCGGGGCAACGCGACGCUGAGCGAGGGCGAGAAGAGGAUUGAGGGGGGUCUGCCGGUGUUGGUGUGGUUUUAUGGGGGUGGGUUUGCGACGGGGGGCACGGAUGUGCCGUAUCAGAUUCCGGAUAAGUGGGUGGAGAGGAGUGGGGAGCAUUUGGUUGUUGUGUUCAACUACCGCCUCAACAUCUUCGGUUUCCCGAACGCGGCGGCGCUGGACGACAAUGUUCAGAACUUGGGUCUGAUGGAUCAGCGAUUUGCCGUCGAGUGGAUCCGUGACAACAUCGCCGCCUUCGGUGGUGACCCGGAGCAGAUGGUCAUCUGGGGCCAGUCGGCCGGCGCUGUGGCGGUUGACUACUACAACUUCGCACACGCCGAAGACCCGAUCGUUAAGGGCCUGAUCAUGGACUCCGGCACCGCUCACCUGGAUCAGCUGACCAGCUGGGACCUGGCGCACACCAACUUCACCUUCGUGGCGCAGAACCUUGGCUGCGGCAACCAGAGCAGCAGCGCGGCCGAGCUGGCAUGCAUGCGGCAGGUGCCCGACUGGAAGAUUGAGAAGUUCGUGGCCGAGUACGAGGACUCGGGCGCCAGCCCGAGCAUCACCUUCGCGCCGCGCGUCGACAACGUCUGGGUCUUUGGCAACUACACGGAGCGCAUCAAGGACAAGGACCUGGUCAGCGACCUGCCCGCCGUCAUCGGCUUCAACAAGAACGAGGGCGCCUUCCUGGCCUCCUACAACGCCACGACCGGACCCGACGCCGCCACCGUCGCUACCCUCGGCUACGAGUUCUUCUAUUGCCCGGCCACCAAGACGUCGAUCGAGCGCCGUGCUGCUGGCUUGACUACCCACCGCUACUUCUACUCCGGCAACUUCUCCAACGUGAGCCCCAUGUGGUUCGACGGCGCCUACCACUCGUCCGAGCUGCCCCAGCUGUUCGGCACCGCCAGCGAUUUCCGCGGCGAGAGCACCGCUUUCGAGGACGAGGUCAGCCACGCCAUGCAGGAUGCUUGGGUCACCUUCGCAAAGAACCCGAAGAAGGGCUUGAGGGAUCUCGACUGGCCCGAGUACAAGGGCCUCGGUGGUGAUGUCAGGCAGUUCGCCGUCGGCGAUGUCGUUGCCCAGACCGGUGAUGUAGUCAGCUUCGAGGAAGAGUGCCAGAGGAGGGGCCUUUUGUAA